AUGGUGCUCCGCCACACUUCCACCUCGUUGGGCACGUUUGUCCGCGGGGCGGUGGCGACGAUGCGCAUGUCGGCCAAGCCUGGGUCUGUUGCUCGUCUGCGCGCUGCAGUUCGCGGCGCCAUGCAUGCGACAUACCCUUCCUUGACUACUCCGGCACAUGCACUGGGACACGCUCCCGGUGCUACACGCAGCUUCGUCUCGGGGGCUCCCCCCGCCACUGCCCGCGGUGCCAACUAUGGCAACACGGUGCGCACCUUUGCGCGCGCUGGAUACCGCCCUUCCGCACGUACACCUCACGGUGCUGCUGUCCCGGCCACUGUCGGUCUCGGCAGCGCGCGUACCUUUGCUACCGCCCCUGCCGCUGGCACCUUCAACGCUGGCGUCCACAACGUCCCUAUUGUCCUCCGCGCGUUCGCUUCCAUCUUUGACGACGAGGACAAGCUCCCGCGCGCGUCCCAGUACAAGCCCUACGCCAGGCCCAAGCGCCAGCGCCAGCAGAAGAAGCACGGUGGUAUCCGCCGCGCCCGUCGCUGCCGCGUCAACUCGAUCUCGUCUGCUACCUCUGAGCGCUCGAUCCUCCGCGAGCUCGGCAACUACUUCCCGCUCACGACCACUGUUGACGAGGAGGACGUUGCUCUUCCCGUCAUCCCCGAGCAGCUUGUUACCCCCGGCUCUACCUCGACUCUUGCGCUCCCGCUCGCUCCUAGCCUCAGCUCGCUUCUGGCUCCGACGCCAACGAUAACGUAUGCCGACGCAGAGAUAGGAGUCGCGAUCCUCGCUGGUCUCACUGCUGGUCUUUUGCCUCUUCAGGACGCCUACGCUGCAGCGGGCGCCCGGGUCAUUCCGCUCCUCGCCCGCCUUGAGAGCCUUGGCGUGCUCGCUGUCCACCUCGAGCCCGCUACGACGCUUGAAGUUGCCACUGAUCCCUUUGGCGAGCCCGACAUUCUUCGCAUCUACUUUAACGGCCGCUCGCCCUCGGAUGUCCUUACGCUCCUCGGUGGCACCCUCGCCGCCGACGCUGAUGGCUAUGAGUGGUGGGCCCUCACGGAAUCCAAGCACCCCGUCCUGUCGUCCAUCGACGAGAUCAACGAGGAGCAGUGGGACAACAUGCCCGCCCCUUCGCCGACUGUCGAGCUCGUGAUGCCCACCGUCGACAUGAGCAUGAUGACGGCUGCCGGCUCGCUCACCGAGGUGGAGCUCGAGAUGGAAAACGGCGGCUGGCCCGACUGGCCUCCCUCGCCUACCCUCUCUCCCAGCGUCCCAAGCUCUCCUGCCUCGCCCGCUUCCAACGCAUCGACCUUUUCCUCGGGAAUGGCCACCCCGCACUCGUACGAGAACGACGACAUGGCCAGCUGGACCACGUCUCCGUCCAUGUCGCACGCGUCCCUGAUUUCGGCCGUGGCUCUCAGCCUUGCGCGCUCGCGCUCGGGCUCCGACCUCAGCUGGUCGUCCCCGCCCAGCGAGGCCGACGACGACGUCCAGUCCGCCUGGGGAAGUGACGGAGAUGCCGUCCACAUCAACGACGAGUAUGUCCUCGAGCUCGACCACUCGCCCGGCUGGGUCGGCGAUGGUCUUGGUCUCGCGCAGCCGUGGUGA
Messenger RNA from Apiotrichum porosum, 1596 nucleotides. RefSeq lists its product as uncharacterized. The transcript has a single exon. Lineage: Eukaryota; Fungi; Basidiomycota; Tremellomycetes; Trichosporonales; Trichosporonaceae. The record is from RefSeq and is a predicted model, not a curated record. The coding region runs from base 1 to 1596 and encodes 531 amino acids.